Moesziomyces antarcticus is the source of this 2553-nucleotide messenger RNA. Its product is annotated as elongation factor g 1 mitochondrial precursor. The coding region runs from base 1 to 2553 and encodes 850 amino acids. Gene Ontology annotation, molecular function: translation elongation factor activity; GTP binding; GTPase activity. Gene Ontology annotation, biological process: mitochondrial translational elongation. The transcript has a single exon. Gene Ontology annotation, cellular component: mitochondrion. NCBI's taxonomy places the organism in Eukaryota, Fungi, Basidiomycota, Ustilaginomycetes, Ustilaginales, Ustilaginaceae. The record is from RefSeq and is a predicted model, not a curated record.
AUGGUCGCCAUCCCUCGAGUGGCUGCUGCGCGCUCGUUGGCGCGACAGCUGGCCAGGCACAACAUUCGAGUCAGUGGCAUCUCUGCCACUCCUUUGCGCGUCGCAGUGGCUGCGGUGCCGACCGCAUCGUCGAGCCGCGCGCCAAGCUCUUUCCGCAACUUUAGCAUCUCUACCCGCCGCAGUGCAGCCGCCGCAGCUGCCGUCAAGGCGCCACCAGCGCAAGACGCCGCAGCACAGUCCGCGCACGAUGGCUCGCAUCAGCCAACAUCAGAACUCACCGAGGCCGACUUGAGCCGCCUCGUUCGCCAGCGCAACGUUGGUAUCUCGGCACACAUCGACAGCGGCAAGACCACCUUGACCGAACGCGUCCUCUUCUACACCGGAAGGAUCAAGGACAUCCAUGAAGUGCGAGGACGUGAUGCCGUCGGCGCCAAGAUGGACCACAUGGAGCUCGAGCGUGAGAAGGGUAUCACCAUUCAGAGUGCUGCAACCUACUGCAGCUGGAAGGCCACCCCGCCGACAGAAAAGUCGAGCGUCAGCGGUGACGCCGCCGACAUCGAGUCUAAGGACCUCAUGGCCAAGAAGGAGGACUUCCACAUCAACAUCAUCGACACGCCCGGUCACGUCGACUUCACCAUCGAGGUUGAGCGUGCGCUUCGUGUGCUCGACGGUGCCGUUCUCGUGCUUUGCGCCGUCUCGGGCGUGCAGUCCCAGACCAUCACCGUCGACAGACAGAUGCGCCGAUACUCGGUGCCUCGCAUCAGCUUCAUCAACAAGAUGGACCGUGCCGGCUCCAACCCAUGGCGCGUCAUCGGCCAGAUCCGCAACAAGCUCAAGAUGCCUGCUGCCGCCGUCCAGGUGCCCAUCGGUGCCGAGGACGACUUUAUCGGCCUCAUCGACCUCAUCCGAUGGAAGGCCGUCUACAACGAGGGCCACAAGGGUAUCGAGAUCCGCGAGACCGACGAGAUUCCCGCAGAGUACCUCGAGCUGGCCAAGGAGAAGCGCGCCGAGCUCAUCGAGCAGCUCGCCGAAGUCGACGACGAGAUGACCGAGAUCUUCAUCGAGGAGCGCGAGCCCACCAUCGAAGAGCUCGCUGCUGCCAUCCGACGCACCACCACCCGAUGCCAAUUUUCGCCCGUCUUCUUGGGCUCGGCCAUCAAGAACAAGGGUGUCCAGGCCAUGCUCGACGGUGUGUGCGCCUACCUACCCAACCCCGCUGAGGUUCCUGCCACCGCCAUGGACAUGAGCGCCUCUGCCACCAAGAAGGCUGCCGAGGAGGCGGCCAAGGCGGCGGGCGAGGAUGAGGAGGCUGCCGCCGAGGCCCGCAGGAACGCUGCACCACCCGUCCUGCCACUUUCGCCUGCCUCCGAGGCACCGCUGGUCGGUCUCGCCUUCAAGCUCGAGGAGGGCAAGUACGGUCAGCUCACCUACAUGCGCGUCUACCAGGGCACGCUCAAGCGCGGCAACCUCAUCUUCAACGCACGCACGGGCAAGAAGGUCAAGGUGCCGCGUCUGGUGCGCAUGCACUCGAACGACAUGGAGGACGUCGAAGAGAUCGGAGCGGGUGAGAUUUGCGCCAUGUUCGGUGUCGAGUGCUCGUCCGGCGAUACCUUCACCGACGGCACUACGCAGCUGAGCAUGACGAGCAUGUUCGUGCCCGAGCCCGUCAUCUCGCUCGCCAUCACGCCCGAGGGCAAGGAGUCGCAGAACUUCUCGCGUGCGCUCAACCGAUUCCAGAAGGAGGACCCCACCUUCCGCGUGCACGUCGACAAGGAGUCGAACGAGACCAUCAUUUCGGGAAUGGGCGAGCUUCACCUCGAGAUCUACGUCGAACGCAUGCGCCGCGAGUACAACGUGCCGUGCACCACGGGCAAGCCGCGCGUCGCUUUCCGCGAGACGGUCGAGAAGAAGGCCACGUUCGCCUACACGCAUAAGAAGCAGACGGGUGGUGCGGGUCAGUUCGGUCGUGUCAUGGGCUACAUCGAGCCCAUGGAGGUGGACCCCGAGACGGGCGUCGACACGGCCUUCGAGAACCGCGUGGUGGGUGGAUCCAUCCCCAACGGCUACAUCGCUGCCUGUGAAAAGGGAUUCUACGAUGCGCUCGAGAAGGGUGCGCUAUCGGGCCACGCUGUCACGGGUGUUCGCUUCGUUCUUGAGGACGGUGCGGCGCACAGUGUCGAUUCGUCCGAGCUUGCCUUCCGACUCGCCACUGCCGGCGCGUUCCGCGAGGCUUACCAGAAGGCGAACCCGGUGAUCCUGGAACCCAAGAUGACCGUCGAGGUGGUGGCACCCAUUGAGUUCCAGGGUGCGGUCAUCGGCGCUCUCAACCAGAGGAAGGGCACCAUCUCGGACACCGAGGUGCGCGAAGACGAGUUUACGCUCACCGCCGAGGUGUCGCUCAACGACAUGUUUGGCUACAGCUCGCAGCUGCGUGGUCUCACCCAGGGCAAGGGUGAGUUCUCCAUGGAGUACAAGUGCCACACGCCCGUCAUGAUGAACAUCCAGAAGGAGAUGCAGGAGGCCUACCGCAAGAAGCAGACCGAGAAGAAGUAG